CCCUCCAUUUGAAGAUUAGCUCAGAAGUUUGUUGGUGAACCACAGGACAGCGCUGAAAACAGUCGGCAGUAAUGGCGUGUAAAAGAGGAGCGCUCAUUGUGAUGGAGGGAGUGGACAAGGCCGGGAAAACUACGCAGUGCAAGAAACUGGUUGAGGCGCUGCAACAGAGCGGCCGACCCGCAGAGAUGAUUAGAUUCCCCGACAGGACCACGACAAUUGGACAGCUGAUAAGCGCUUACCUGGAGAAGAAAAGUGAUUUGGAGGACCACACGGUGCACCUGCUGUUCUCUGCAAACCGCUGGGAACUGGUGCCUUUAAUGAAGAAGAAGCUGGAGCAAGGCACCACUCUGGUCGUAGAUAGGUACGCGUUCUCGGGAGUUGCUUUCACCAGUGCAAAGCCGGGUUUCUGUCUGGACUGGUGUAUGAAACCUGACGUGGGACUGCCAAAGCCGGACAUCGUUAUGUUCCUACGGCUCAGUCCGGCCGAGGCUGCUCUCAGAAGUCAGUUUGGAGAAGAGAGAUAUGAGACCAGUGUUUUCCAAAGCGCGGUCCAACAGAACUUUGAACAGCUGAUUAAGGAUCCGUCCGUCAACUGGCAGGCAAUUGAUGCUUCUCAGAGCGUUGAGGACGUGCACGAGAACAUCACAACCCACAGUCUAAAUACCAUCAACACAAGUCAAAACCUGCAACUUGGAGAGCUGUGGAAGUGAAACUGAACCACUUUGUUUGGUGAAGCGACUAAAAAACUCUGCAACACACUUCUUGCUUAGAAAUUUAAGAGAUGAUGCACCAUUGUCAAAUGAUUUUAAUCCUCAUACAUUGUUUUUUCACCUGUCUAUAUACUGUGCUGAUUAAAUAAAUAAUCAAAUGAAC
Cottoperca gobio is the source of this 873-nucleotide messenger RNA. It is a transcript of the gene dtymk, whose product is annotated as deoxythymidylate kinase (thymidylate kinase). Bases 72 to 710 code for a protein of 212 amino acids. The transcript has 5 exons. The record is from RefSeq and is a predicted model, not a curated record. Lineage: Eukaryota; Metazoa; Chordata; Actinopteri; Perciformes; Bovichtidae. Gene Ontology annotation, biological process: dUDP biosynthetic process; dTDP biosynthetic process; dTTP biosynthetic process. Gene Ontology annotation, molecular function: ATP binding; dTMP kinase activity; nucleoside diphosphate kinase activity. Gene Ontology annotation, cellular component: mitochondrion; nucleus; cytosol.